This is a messenger RNA of Cylicostephanus goldi, 744 nucleotides long. NCBI's taxonomy places the organism in Eukaryota, Metazoa, Nematoda, Chromadorea, Rhabditida, Strongylidae. The record is from the annotation of a GenBank genome assembly.
AUGUUAGUGGAUCGUAGCAGAACCGCGCCAUAUUCAUACCAGGGGCGAUAUUUAGCCCAGAAAUUGAGACUUUGUAGAGGAUACUACUGUCUCACUUCACCCCUACUAUAUACCAGCCCGAGAGUUUCGAUCAUCGUUUAUACACAGGGACUAGAAUAUUCGGGAUCUCUUCUCUCUUUGUUGUGUAUCGAGUUCAGUGUCGAGAGGUAUGGUGAAGUCAUAAACAUCAAUCUGCUCCGACAUGCUGAUACUGGCAAAUCGAGAGGAUUCUGCUUUUUGUGCUAUCAAGACCAGCGUAGUACCGUGCUUGCCGUCGAUAACCUUAAUGGUAUCACGUGUAAUUUCGUGGGUCUUUUGCAGCUGCUGAAGCGUCAGAUUCGGGUUGACCAUGUGGAACAGUACAAAGUGCCUAAAUAUAAGGAGAACGCUGACGAAGAAACUAAACGCUUAUGGGAAGAAGGAUGUGCUCCUAAACCUAUUCGUAGAGCUGAAGUAGAGAAACUGCCCAAAGAGCCAGAAGAAGACAUGGAAGAGAAAGUGAAAGAAAAAGUUCUGUCUUUGAAGGAAGACGAGGAACUCAAAGAGUUGAAGAGAAAAAUCAAGGAGGAUAAAAAGAGAAAGAAGAAGGAGAAGAGAGAGGCUAAAAAAGAGAAGAAGAAGUUGAAGAAAUUGUUGAAGAGCGACGAGAAAAAUCUCGAGAAAGAUUGGAAAGAUCAGAGCAAGCUGUUCGACAAGACAGUCAAG